Molecule: messenger RNA, 5239 nt
Organism: Orussus abietinus
Lineage: Eukaryota; Metazoa; Arthropoda; Insecta; Hymenoptera; Orussidae
Product: dual oxidase 2
Exons: 25
Coding region: 85-5016 (1643 amino acids)
Biological process (GO): response to oxidative stress; superoxide anion generation; defense response
Cellular component (GO): plasma membrane; NADPH oxidase complex
Molecular function (GO): calcium ion binding; heme binding; superoxide-generating NAD(P)H oxidase activity
Source: RefSeq, a predicted model, not a curated record
AGAACUGAAAUUAAUACCAGAAGGCUUUUUUAAUAUCCCCGUAGCGCUAGAUAUCUGAAUACCUAUCCACUGAUAAUUGACAAAAUGUACAUUGUGAUCUGGUAUCUACUUGUCCUCCAUUCUCUGGGACAGGUAAAAUCGAACCUGACAUCCACCUUGCCUGAACGUGACUCUACCAAUUUAACGAAUACUGAGAAGCCGGGAAUCACAAAUGCAUUUUUCAUUGACUGGCUACUCACUGGCUGUUGGAGCGAUCAAUUAAAGAAGUGUCCUUAUCCUCAAAGAGGUCCUGUCGAAUAUCCUGGAUACGAUGGAUGGAACAAUAACGUGGGUCGUCCUGAACUAGGAGCGGUUGACACUCCUUUGCUCCGAAGGUGGCCUGCUGCUUACGAAGAUGGAGUUUACAAACCUGCAGGACACAACAGACCCGAGCCAUUAGAAUUGAGUGAAAAACUACUGAGUGGAAACAUCGGAUCGAAAUCCAGGACGGGAAAGAAUGCACUUCUGGUUUUCUUCGGCCAGCAAGUGGUGGAGGAGAUUCUGGAUGCCCAGAGGCCAGCCUGCCCCCCCGAAUACUUUAACAUCAAAAUCCCAGAGGGUCAUCGAUACAGGACGAAACCAGGACACACCGAGAAACCAUUUUUGCGAACUCGUUACGACGCCCGCACGGGAUUCUCUCCAAAUAAUCCUCGUCAACAGCUCAACGAGAUUACGCCGUUCUUGGACGGAGGCUUAAUUUAUGGGACCACUAAAGCAUGGUCGGAUGUCCUGAGACUUUAUUCCAAUGGGACCCAAGACCCCAACGGUCUCCUAGCUUCGUCCCAUGGGUUGCUGUAUCCAGAGUAUAACACCAUAAGACUGCCCAUGGCGAAUCCUCCUCCACCAAUCCAACACCAUACGUACACCUCCCGCCAUUACACCGAAGAAGUGACGAGAUAUUUCAAGCUGGGCAACCCCCGAGGGAAUGAAAAUCCCUUUCUCCUGACUUUUGGUAUCGUCUGGUUCAGGUGGCACAAUCAUCUCGCAUAUCGUAUCAAGCGAAUCAAUCCUAAUUGGUCUGGAGAUAAGAUUUUUAACGAAGCUAGGAAAUGGGUUAUUGCCACGCAGCAGCAUAUUGUUACAAACGAAUGGUUGCCCAUGUGGCUGGGCAGAAGCUUGCCUGAAUAUAAAGGGUACGAUGCCAGCGUGGAUCCUCAGAUCGAUCAGUUCUUCCAAGCCGCGGCUUUUCGAUUCGGGCACACUUUGGUGCCUCCUGGUAAACUCUCUUUGAGGAAAUCCUUCAUUGAAAGAUUUUCCAAGUUUCCCAGUAGUGAUCUCAAUUUUUUUUCAACAGGUGUAUACAUGAGGGAUUACGGGAGGAACGGCUGCCAUUUGAGAUUCAAUGGACGUGCGAUUAGGACGUGCAACAGUUACUGGAUGUCGCACAACGCUCUUUACGAGAACCUCACGAGACUCGACGGCGUGAUUGACAUAGAACGUUUAUUAAUGGGCAUGUCGGUGCAACUAUGCGAGGAGGAGGAUCACAAAAUUGUCGAAGACUUGCGGGGACAUUUGUUCGGACCUUUAGAAUUUUCAAGGCGAGAUUUGAUGGCCCUAAACAUACAACGAGGCCGAGACCACGGGCUCCCGGAUUACAACACAGCAAGGAUGGCGUACAACUUGCCAAGAGUGGAGAAUGUGUCGUACUACAAAAAUGUUGCUCCCGAGAUUCUGAAGGAAUUUCAACGCCUGUACAACAACUCCUUCGACGACGUCGAUGUAUGGGUGGGUGGAAUUUUGGAAACCGUCGACGGACCAGGUCCACUCUUCCAGGCAAUUAUUCACGACCAAUUCGAGCGAAUACGUUCCGCCGACAGAUUCUGGUACAAGAACACGAACAACGGACUGUUCACAAAGGACGAGAUCAAGAGGCUCGAGCAAUUGUCACUUUACGACGUGUUAAUAUCCAUAACGUUAAUGGACCCCGACGACAUCCCGAAAAAUCCCUUCAGAGUCCCUGUAUCCGAGAGUGACAUCCACCCCUCGUGCACGGAAAAUAAAAUCCUCGUGGCAGGGAACUGUCGCACCUUCGGCGCUGACGGAGUAAACAUUCCCUGUUUCCACGUGAGCCAAAUUAAUUACACCAAUGUCGACAAUUGUACGGAGGCCGGGACCUACGACUACUUCACCGGCAGCGAAAUCUCAUUUUCCCUGACGAUUUCAGGACUAGUUACAUUUAUUAUCGGAUUUAUCACCUUGAUCGUCACUAGGAUUCGAAUCAAGAGGCAAAGGAAGAUGCAGCUUAAUUCCAAAGUGCGGCAAUCAGACUACAGGAGUGACGAGCCCGAUUCGAUGUUCACCGCCAGUGAAUGGAUAGAUCGCUCGCUGCCGAACAAGCCUCUGAUAAUAGUUUUAAGCGGCAAUAAGAAGCAGAUACAGCUGAAAAAUCAACUGGGACACCUAACCAGGCUGCUGGAUUUCACCUACACUCCUAGCAUGACGGUCUACACGACGUCCGACAACCACUACGUAAUGAUUCGUGUCAAGCACAAUUACGACACUUUAUUGAAGUUCCAGUCCGACUACAUCCGGGGCUUGUUCCUGCAGGCCCUGGAUAAUUUCGUCGCAAAGGUUGGAGUAAUUCGGGAAGACGUAGGGAACAUUACCACCAAGGAGAUCAUGAAGCAAGCGGUUACCAGAAAAAGCCGACAGAAGAAAUUGGAGAGCUUCUUCCGCGUGGUAUUCUCCCAGGCCUUCCAUAUUGCCCAUUCGGAGGAUGAAAUCCUUCAAAUUGACUCCACAGUUGCGAAGGAAAUCAUAUACACCGAACUGACCAUUAUUGAAUUCGCAGAGGCGUUGAGUAUGCGUCCCGACUCGGAGUUCAUAAAGAAGAUAUUCAACCUAGUAGACAAGGACAAAAACGGAUUCGUGUCUUUCCGAGAGUUCGUCGACAUGUUGGUGAUAUUCCUGAAAGGCAAUGCGGAAGACAAGGUGAAGCUCAUGUUCGACAUGUACGACGUCAACGGUACAGGGAGGCUCUUAAAGGAGGACUUUGUGAACAUGUUAAGAUCAUUCAUGGAGACCGUCAACGCGGACGUGACCAACACGGAGUUGGAGACUCUCGUGCAAACGAUGAUGAACGAGGCAGGGAUCUCGCGAAAAGAGGCAAUAGACCUGCAGGAUUUCCAACGAUUGUUGGGCAAGUACAGCGAUAAAUUGAGCUACGCAGAAUUGGAGUUCAACGUGGGUGCCGACGGUAAGAGUACGAAAUUACACGCGGGUUCCUCAACGGUGAGGUCAACAUUCAUCGGCCAAGUAAAGAAGACCGUAGAGAGCAUUUACGCCGACCCUGAAGAGCUGAAAUCCAGAAUCGCCGGCAACGUUCCCGUCAACCAAGGCCAGAAUAACCGGACGAGUGUCAUCGACGGGGACCAAAAGAUCAUCGAGGACUCGGCCAAGCAUCAGGAUGAUUAUUGGUACCCGAUCCAGAAGUACAUCGCCAAUAAACAGCUUCAGAUAUUCUGGAUAUCUCUUUACACGGCGGUACUGUUCGCGAUAUUCGCGGAGCGAGCUUAUUAUUAUUCCAUAGAGAGAGAGCACUCAGGACUGAGGCGAAUCGCGGGCUACGGGGUUACUGUUACAAGAGGAGCAGCUUCGGCAAUGAUGUUCACGUAUUCCACAUUGUUGAUCACCAUGUGCCAGAACACGAUUACGUAUUUCCGCGACUCUGUUCUGCAGUAUUACAUUCCUUUUAAUUCGGUCAUCGAGAUGCACAAGUACAUCGCGAGCUGGGCCUUGGUCUUUACCGUGGUACAUGUUAUCGGACAUGGGAUCAAUUUUUAUCACAUCUCGACGCAGACGGCGGACGACCUGACUUGUCUGUUUCCGAAUUUCUUUCAUGCGACUCAUGAAUUACCGAAGUUUGAUUAUUGGUGCUGGAGAACUAUGACAGGGGUUACCGGUAUAGCUUUAACGAUUCUAACUGCGGUGAUAUUUCUCUGCUCCCUUCAAAUCGUCAGAAAGGAACUCUAUUAUUGGUUUUAUCGCACCCAUUGUUUGUAUCCGGUUUUUUACGUCCUUUUGAUUCUCCACGGCACAGGUAGAUUAAUUCAGGAACCAUAUUUCCAUUACUUUUUCCUGGGGCCUGUUACUCUAUUCGCAUUUGAUAAGCUCAUUACAGCGACGAGGAAGACUACGGAAAUACCGAUAAUAAAAGCAGAAUUGCUGCCCUCAGACGUGACCUGCAUUACUUUCCCGAAACCGCCGAAUUUCCAGUACAAAUCCGGUCAAUGGGUGAGAAUUGCGUGUCCUGGACUUCAUACCAACGAGUACCAUCCAUUUACUUUAUCUUCUGCUCCAAAUGAGUCCAAUUUAACCGUUCACAUCAGAGCCGUAGGACCAUGGACCAUUAACAUUCGAAAUAAAUUAGAUCCUGCAACAAUGAUCGACAAAAAAUUGCCAACGAUUCAUGUAGAUGGACCAUAUGGGGAAGGUCACCAAAAUUGGAAUAAGUAUGACAUCGCUAUAAUGGUAGGCGGUGGUAUAGGAGUAACUCCCUUCGCUUCGAUACUGAAAGAUAUAGUUUUCAAGGCUAAUCAGAAUCUGACUUUGGGGUGUAAAAAGGUAUACUUUCUGUGGAUAACACGGACUCAAAAACAGUUCGAAUGGAUGGUGGAUAUUCUAAGAGACUUAGAGAAGUCUGAUGUAAAAAAUGUUGUGUCUGUCCAUAUUUUCAUUACCCAGUUCUAUGAAAAGUUUGAUCUCCGCACAAUACUCUUGUACAUUUGCGAGCGUCAUUUCCAAAGGAUUUGUAAUAAGUCUUUAUUUACUGGCUUGGUAGCUGUUACUCACUUUGGCCGGCCCAAGUUUCAUUCGUUCUUUCAAGCUAUUCAACGAUUACAUCCAAGAUCCAACAAAGUGGGAAUCUUUAGCUGCGGUUCGCCAUCAAUGACACGUGCCGUUGAUGUGGCUUGUAGAUUGCUCAACAUCCAAGAAGACAAUCAAACGUUAUUUCAGCACCAUUACAAGAACUUUUAAACCAUGUUUCAUUUUAAUAAACUUUCUCGCAAUCAAAUAAACCUGCUCAUUUAUAAAUUCAGUAAAAUUUCGAAAAUCUUUGAAGAUGUUCACUACCGCUACUGCAUUAAAAAUGUAAACCUAAAGAACUCAUUGUUCCGCUGCGUAACAAAAGUAUUUUAUAUAUUAUUUCUUAGAACUAUUUUUAACUAAUAGAAUCUACAUAUUUCCUUCCGUACUUAUA